AUGCGUUUCGCAUUAUUUUUACUAGUGCCAGCACUAGUUCUAGUUGGGAGAUCGACCGCCCACCAAUGCGACAAAGAAACCGAGUGUGGCGAUGACGAGACAUGCUGCAAAUUGGGAGACCAAAUGUGGGGAUGUUGCCCAAUGCCUCAGGCGGUUUGUUGUGAUGACCGUACUCAUUGCUGUCCAUCUGGAACUACUUGUGAUCCCCAAGGUGCCAGAUGCAUCGGAGAGGAUUCCAAUCAUAUUCCAAUGAGAAAAAAGAAGCCAGCAAGAAAGACAGUGGAGAGAAAUGAGUUCAAUGAAGUUCUCUGCCCCGACAAGUCCAGUAAAUGCCCAGACGGUUCGACUUGCUGUCUUCUGGAGCAAGGAACGUAUGGAUGCUGCCCAGUGCCAAAUGCCGUAUGCUGUCCAGACAUGCUCCAUUGCUGUCCAAACGGUUUCCAGUGUCACGGACAGUUUUGUUCUCAAAAUUUCGCCAAAAUCCCACAUCUCCGCAAAUUCGCUUCCACCAACAUCCACCGUAAGCCGGCUAUCGAUUUCUUGCCAGAAGAGGAGGAUCAAGACGAGGAUGGAGAAGUUGUCUCCACUGAAAAUUCUGCUGAAGAAGACGUCGUCGCAAAUUUAGAAGACGUAGAGCCAAUUUCAUGUGGAAUCGGAAAAACUUGUCCGGCAAAAACGACGUGUUGUAAGAUCCGUAACUCUGAAGGGGAGAGGAAGGCAAUGUGUUGUCCAUUGAGCAAUGCGGUCUGCUGUGAGGACACCUGCUGCCCGGGAGGCUAUCACUGUGUAGCUGGUGGAAAAUGCGAGAAGCACGCGAAGACGAUGAGGACUAGAUUCUGGAAUGCGGAGAGAGACAUGGAGGAUGAGGAGAUUUAA
Molecule: messenger RNA, 876 nt
Organism: Caenorhabditis briggsae
Lineage: Eukaryota; Metazoa; Nematoda; Chromadorea; Rhabditida; Rhabditidae
Gene: Cbr-pgrn-1
Product: Protein CBR-PGRN-1
Exons: 5
Coding region: 1-876 (291 amino acids)
Cellular component (GO): extracellular region
Source: RefSeq, a predicted model, not a curated record